Durusdinium trenchii is the source of this 1257-nucleotide messenger RNA. NCBI's taxonomy places the organism in Eukaryota, Dinophyceae, Suessiales, Symbiodiniaceae. The record is from the annotation of a GenBank genome assembly.
AUGGCACCCGGUGCCAUGUGUGUUCGCUCCGUUAGGACCGCCGGCCUCCCACCGAUGCUCCGAUGCGCGCUCCGAGCGACGCUCUUUGUGGCCGUGGCGGCCGCAGCGACCGCAGCGACCGCGGCGGCCGACGCCGACUGUGAGGAGGUCUCCAUGUUGGUCGCGAAGCAGGUGCCGGGACAGGAGAAGAAUGAUCCUCUCCGCACAGAGACGCAGAAUGAGGUGAUGCUCUUAUCAAGCAAUUUGCAGUACCAAGUUGUCUUCACCGACACCGACGCAAAUGAACUGUCCAGCUUCCUCGAGGGCUGUCGCCAGAUCUUCCUGGACGUUGGAUCCAACCGCGGCACGCACGUCCGAAAGCUUUUUGAGCCCCAGAAGUAUGCUGGUGCCCCAUACCUGAAAGUCUUCGAGCGAGUCUUUGGGCCGGCCUGGAAACGGCGAACGCCCUCCAGUGGCAUUUGUGCCGUUGGCUUUGAGCCCAACAGCGAGUGGAUCCCUCACCACCAGGACAUCGAACGCACCUAUGCAAAGCAGGGAUGGAAAGUCAAGUUUUUCCCGGUGGCCGUCAGCGACCACGAGGGAAAGUUGGAAUUUUUCCACGGAACCAAGGGCAACUCCGAAGUCGGCUUCUCAGCUUUCCGGCACAAUCACAGUGGCCAGACCGUGGAGGUUCAGAUGGAACCCUUCAGCCAGUUCAUCUCCAGGAUCAACACGACGGUGCCCUCGGGAAUUCGCUUGGUGAAGAUGGAUAUCGAAGGAUUGCGCGCUAUUUUGCUUCACCCCCAUGCCAAAGUUGGAGUGGAGCUGGAUGGCAAACAAGGUUUGGAGUCAGUGAACGGCCAAGCUAUGGAGGUUUGCGUUGAGCGCUCCACGAUGCUCAAUGCCAGAUCUGUGACCAUGGAGAACGUGCCAUCUAUCCAGACGCACCCUGACUUUCAACAGGUCAAGAAGUUGAUCAAUGAGUGCAAUUACAUCAUUGGCCAUGAAGGCAUUGACGAGGUGUAUCCAGUGUUGCCCAUCAAGCGCAAGAGAUGGAUGACGACCCUCUUGCCAAAAGGGAUUCUCGUUGAUCGAAUACCUCAAGCAGGCCAGAUUUCCGUCAUGUUUGCCAGUGUUUGGCGCGAAGAACUCACUGGCCUUGGCAAGAGCCUUCAACGACCACAUCUGGCAGAUGCGUUAGACGCAAAAGAUCAUGCCCUGCUGCCGAGGAAUAUGUUGCAAGGUAAAACCAUCCUACUUGGAGGACGUACUCAAUAG